Molecule: messenger RNA, 603 nt
Organism: Daldinia childiae
Lineage: Eukaryota; Fungi; Ascomycota; Sordariomycetes; Xylariales; Hypoxylaceae
Product: Translation machinery-associated protein 22
Exons: 4
Coding region: 1-603 (200 amino acids)
Biological process (GO): translation reinitiation; formation of translation preinitiation complex
Molecular function (GO): translation initiation factor activity; mRNA binding
Source: RefSeq, a predicted model, not a curated record
AUGGCAGAUACAGAACAGACAGAAGGCCCCAGUGAGCCUCAGGGCCGCCACGUGAUAUACUGCGGCGUCUGCACUUUACCGCCAGAGUACUGCGAAUAUGGCGGCACCGUCAAGAAAUGCCAGGACUGGCUGCAGAAAGCCCACAAGAGCCUAUAUGAACGUAUAUGGUCUCCAGAAGCCCUAGAAGCCGCCACGGCAUCGCUCUCCGUCGAGGCGCAGAAGCGCGCCGCCAAGGACGCGCAGAAGAAAGCCGCACAGGCCGAGAAGGCGGAGCAGAAGCAAGCAGACAAGAUCGCCAACAGCGUGAUAACAAUUAAGCGGGUCGAACGCAACAAGCGCAAAUUCGUAACCGCCGUGUCUGGACUCGAAGCUUUCGGACUGGACCUGAAGAAAGUCGCCAAGGAAUUCGGCAAGAAAUUCGCCACGGGCUCCUCUGUGACAAAGGUACCUAGCGGUGGAGAGGAGAUUGUCGUGCAGGGCGACGUGUCGGACGAGAUCGAGGAAUUCCUGCUAGAAAAAUACAAGGAUACCAUCCCUGAGGACAACAUCGAGCUCGUCGAUGACAAGAAAAAGAAGGGCUCAACUGCCGCUACCGCCGGCUAG